CUUCUUAUAAAGAAAGUUGUGACCAAAGGCAAAACAAGUAGCAAUCUUCCACUUUUGGCGUCGGUUACAUUUUACUUACCUCUUUUAGCAUACAAUCUUCCGUAGGAGGCAAAUCAGUUCAAUUCCAUGGCUUUCAUUCGACAGGGCAUGCAACAUGUUCGAAAUUACUAUAACUCAGAUGCUCAAAUGAUAAGAGGUGGCUUCCAUCAGACAUUCAUAUCUAGGACAUACAAAACCAGUUUCUUGAAGCCGAGAUCAAAGGUAGAGAUCAAACUAUUGGCUGCUAAGAAACACAGUGAAGCAGAAAAGAGACGUAGAAUGAGAAUCAAUGGUCAAUAUGAAACCCUCCGAAAUAUCCUCCCCAACAUAAUCAAAAAGGACAAGGCAUCAGUAUUGGCAGAGACUAUCAAGCAAGUGAAGGAGUUGAAGAAAAAAGUAUCAAAACUGGAACAAGAUAGUUCUAGUAAUCCAUCAAAGGAUGUUGUUAAGUUUCCUAAUGGAACAGAUAAGUUGAAUUUGGAAAGAUGUAACAACGACGAGGGCAUAGUGAAGGCCACGCUGAGUUGUGAGGAUAGACUAGGAUUGAUGUCAUCAAUAUCUGGGGCACUAGAGCAAGUGAAAGCCAAAGUGGUAAAGGCUGAGAUAGUGAGUGUGGGAGGGAGAGCCAGAAGUGUGUUGUGGGUGCAAGGUCUUGGAAAUGAUGGUACGGGGACGCUCAAGAGCAAAUUGAGGGUUGCAAUGCAAAAGCCACCCAAGAUGCAGCGUUUUACUCAGUAACUGUUUUGUGUCCUUGAUUCUAACUUCUAAUGAUGAAGGAAUGUUGACACAGUUAGGAGCUAUAAUGAUAAGGGCUAAUGACAAGAAGAUUUUUCUACUUUUGAGGAUUAUAUAAUAAUGAUGAUGACUUUAGGAGCUUUGUAGAGCCCAUGGCUUUCUCACAUUUUAGUAUUACUGUAUCUCCUUUUGCAAGCAAAAUUUAGCUUUUACUUGUAUAUGAAUAUCAUGUUCGACUCUUCAUAUAAAGAAUAUAAUACCUUGACGGGUUAACAUGUAAUGUGUGUUUGAUUAUGGA
Molecule: messenger RNA, 1072 nt
Organism: Glycine soja
Lineage: Eukaryota; Viridiplantae; Streptophyta; Magnoliopsida; Fabales; Fabaceae
Product: transcription factor bHLH131-like
Exons: 3
Coding region: 127-777 (216 amino acids)
Biological process (GO): regulation of DNA-templated transcription
Molecular function (GO): DNA-binding transcription factor activity; protein dimerization activity
Source: RefSeq, a predicted model, not a curated record